Molecule: messenger RNA, 2096 nt
Organism: Prionailurus viverrinus (fishing cat)
Lineage: Eukaryota; Metazoa; Chordata; Mammalia; Carnivora; Felidae
Gene: CREG1
Product: cellular repressor of E1A stimulated genes 1
Exons: 4
Coding region: 16-696 (226 amino acids)
Source: RefSeq, a predicted model, not a curated record
GCAGCAGUCACCGCCAUGGCCGGCCGAGCCCGCGGGUCCGCGCGCGCGCUGCUCGCCGCCCUGCUGGCGCCGGCGCUGGUGGCGCUGCUGGUGGCGCCGGCGCGGGGCCGGGGCGGCCGGGGUCACGGGGACUGGGACGCCGCCGCGGCGCUGCCGCCGCUGCCGCCCCGCGAGGACGCGGCGCGCGUGGCCCGCUUCGUGACGCACGUCUGCGACUGGGGCGCACUGGCCACCCUCUCCACGGACCAGGCGGUGCGCGGCUGGGCCUUCGCCGACGUCCUCUCGCUCAGCGACGGGCCGCCCGGCGCGGGCAGCGGCGUGCCCUACUUCUACCUGAGCCCGCUGCAGCAGUCCGUGGGCAACCUGCAGGAGAAUCCACAUGCUACCCUGACCAUGUCUUUGGCACAGACUAACUUCUGCAGGAAACAGGGAUUUGAUCCCCAAAGUCCCCUCUGUGCUCACAUAAUGCUGUCAGGAACUGUUACCAAGGUGAAUGAAUCAGAAAUGGACUUUGCCAAGCAGUCGCUGUUCGUCCGACACCCUGAGAUGAAAACGUGGCCCUCCAGCCACAAUUGGUUCUUUGCGAAGUUGAAUAUAACCAACAUCUGGGUCCUGGACUACUUCGGUGGACCCAAAAUAGUGACACCCGAAGAAUAUUAUAAUGUCACAUUUCAGAGAAGAGGCACAGGCCAGUGAUUCUCUUCUGGACCCACAAAACCACCUGACUUUAUAGGAAUACAGACACAGCAGUUCCAGCAUCACGACCGGGCAGUGAAUUCUCCAGUAAGCUGGUUAAAGUUUGUAAGACGUGACCAUCUCUCAUGUACAGUCAUUUUUGCAUAAAUGACGUGCCCGAGGGCAGUGCUUGCUUUAAUAACAAAAAUGAGCUUGCCCCUGUUGAAUAAGUGAGUAAAAUAGAUAAAUUUGAGGUUCCCAUUUUAUUUCACAGACGAGUGAGCCUUGUCUGCAGCUCAGAGAAAAGGCGGAGCAUUAUCCUGUCCUUUGGAGAGGAGGACCAAAGGCUAGACCAGAGUCGGACCCCUUCUAAGGCAGGACACCCGAAAUCCUAGAGAUAGACACGUCUGACCACUAGUUGUCCAUUUCGGAGUCCGGGAGUGGACCCCUCAUCAUCCUACCCACCUCGUUUGCCCGUAGCCCAGGAGACGGUAAUGUCUGUGAGGGCCGAGAGCCUGCACGCUCCGAGGGAACCUCUCCCAGGGGCCUCGUGGCUUUCUGGAACUUUACAGAAUGGCCGGCUUGCGCAGCUCAGUUUUGGAAGAUGUUGCUUCUCCAGAUGCCAUAAAGCCUCUGCAUCUGAAGUCCGUUGCAUUCUGGUGGAGUCUCGAGAGAGCUUCAGUACAAGUGCCACUUAGUAGGGCUCACGUGGGGCCUGACCGAAUCUGGUGUGGCUCAUUGGACUGUUGGGUCCAGACCACGAACAUAUUUGCAUGUGGACCGGAAGGUUCUGCCGCCACACGGCGCAUCUUCGGGCGUCCCUGAGUGGGCGGUUCUCAGGGGUCUCAGCAGUCGCCUCCUGUCACCGUUGAGCCUGAGCUGCAGGGUGCUCACCCCACGGCCCCCCCUCCAGUGCUCCCGAAGGUUCCCCAGCACAGGCACAGGGAGUAGGAGGCUGUAAGCCACCAUCUGGCCCGGUGUCCCUCACCUGGACGUGGUUUCCUGGUAGCUGUGGCCAGACUGCGGCAGGAAGGGGGGUCCAGGUGGCCUCCCUGGCUAAACUCAGUGUCGUGGGAAACUUGGCUGAUUCCCUUCUGUCCUCAAACGCUGUUGUCUUUUAAGUGAGCUGUCAGGUGUUCUUGGUGCUCAUCUGUGCUUCAUCCCGGCGGCGCUUCCUGGAGCGUGCGGCACCGCACCCGGAGGCGAGGGGUGCUGGCUAAAAUGAAGAUUCCAGGGCCCGACCCUACACGUGCUGAUACCAGAACUCCGGAGCAAGCCCAGGCGACUCUUGGGUACCUGAAGCGGCUGAAAUUAGCUCCAAAUUUCAAGCUUCUGGAUCAGGAGUUUCUCUCGUCAGUGAUUAUUAACUCGUAAGAUUUGUCAGCUCGGUUUAAUGAAAUCAUUCUUCCUCUCUCUUACCU